UGCCUCUCUAGGGCCUAUAAAUUCCAUCUUCCCAUCACCUCAUUUCACGCACAACUGAGCUACAAACAUUAGAGUGGAAAGAGUUAGCACUUGGUGUCAAAGGAGCUCUGAUUUGGUUAGAAAGAGAGAGAGAAAAUCAAGAAUGGAGAGCUUCCCAGUUAUUGACUUGUCAAAGCUUAAUGGUGAAGAGAGGAAACCAACCAUGGAGAAGAUUGAAGAUGCCUGUGAGAACUGGGGUUUCUUUGAGUUGGUGAACCAUGGGAUAUCUCAUGAUCUCUUGGACACUGUGGAGAGACUCACAAAGGAGCACUAUAGGAAAUGCAUGGAGCAAAGGUUUAAGGAAAUGGUGGCCAGCAAAGGUCUUGAGGCUGUUCAAUCUGAAAUCAGUGACUUGGACUGGGAAAGCACUUUCUUCUUGCGCCACCUUCCUGAGUCUAAUAUGGCUGAAAUCCCUGAUCUUGAAGAAGAUUACAGGAAGGUAAUGAAGGAGUUUGCACUGGAAGUGGAGAAACUUGCUGAGCAACUUCUAGACUUGCUGUGUGAGAAUCUGGGGUUAGAAAAGGGCUACCUGAAGAAAGCCUUUUAUGGGUCCAAGGGACCGAAUUUCGGUACCAAGGUCAGCAACUACCCCCCAUGCCCUAAACCAGACCUCAUCAAGGGCCUCAGGGCUCACACUGAUGCUGGUGGCAUCAUUUUACUGUUCCAAGAUGACAAGGUCAGUGGCCUCCAGCUUUUCAAGGAUGGCCAAUGGAUUGAUGUUCCACCCAUGAAACACUCCAUUGUUAUCAACUUAGGUGACCAACUUGAGGUAAUUACCAAUGGCAAAUACAAGAGUGUAUUGCACCGUGUGAUAGCUCAAACAGAUGGCACCAGGAUGUCAAUAGCAUCAUUCUACAACCCAGGCAGUGAUGCUGUCAUGUAUCCAGCACCGGCAUUGGUAGAGAAGGAAGCAGAGGAAAGCCAAAUCUACCCAAAAUUUGUGUUUGAGGACUAUAUGAAGCUCUAUGCAGGCCUCAAAUUCCAAGCCAAGCAGCCGAGAUUUGAAGCCAUGAAGGCCAUGGAAUCUACAGUCAAUAUGGAUCCAAUUGCGACUGUUUGAGUCCUCUUUUAGAGGAAUGGAAGGGGGUGUUCUGUUCGUACUAAUGGGGACUGUUGUCGUUCUAGUGUUGGUAUUUUUGUCUUAGUUAUUACAUGUGUUGGUCUAGUGUGGAACUUAGUUGUUUGAAUAAGCCGAAAGCUUGGACUAAUAAUUAGCUUCUAAGGUAUGGUUUGAUGUUAUUCCUGAUCAUGUCUAAAAGGUCGGGCGUCUAAUAGUAAUUUUAUGCUGUAGAAAUUAGAACGUCCAAAAUCCUCUUUGACAUGCAAUUAUUCUUCCUUUAAUGUUAUGUGAUAGUAUUCAUGCUUCAAAAUAUU
Populus euphratica (Euphrates poplar) is the source of this 1413-nucleotide messenger RNA. RefSeq names its product 1-aminocyclopropane-1-carboxylate oxidase. The coding region runs from base 143 to 1099 and encodes 318 amino acids. Lineage: Eukaryota; Viridiplantae; Streptophyta; Magnoliopsida; Malpighiales; Salicaceae. The transcript is spliced from 4 exons. The record is from RefSeq and is a predicted model, not a curated record.